Molecule: messenger RNA, 2170 nt
Organism: Cladocopium goreaui
Lineage: Eukaryota; Dinophyceae; Suessiales; Symbiodiniaceae
Source: the annotation of a GenBank genome assembly
UUCCGCCAUGGUGUCCCGCUCGGCGCGUUGGUUGAAGCUUUGGCCACGGGGCUCACAACCCAGUCCGCCCUGCCAAUCGGUCGCCAUUGUGGAUUUUCCCUGCGCCGCUUUGUCCUGUCUCCGUGCCUUGCGAGCUGGACCCAGGCCGGUGAAUCUUCAUGUGAUUCUGAAGUCUUCCGAGAGGGGCGAGAUCACUCGCAUCUUCGAAUUUGACCAGGAGAGCGACGAGAGCAACGGUUCUGUGAAGUUUCUUCCUUCUGAGCCAAUCCUUGUCGAACUGGAUGCAAUAGAGCUUGUACGACUGGAGGUCCAUGACGUGCAAAUGCAUCGAUGCAUCGCAUUCGCAGAGAUUGACCCCGAGCUCUUGGCCACGAAACGCGCCUGGCGCUUGCUGCUCCAAGACCCCUCCAGCUGUGAGGCGAUCUAUGGCACCUCAGACCGUGGCGCCGCGGAUUCAUUGGACCGCAACGAGCGGCCACUGAAUCGCCGACCGAGUUUUUUACACUUGGUCACGCAGGAUUGCUCGAGCGAGGCCUUGGAUGGCGCCUCAACACCCUCCACGGCCAGCCGUGAGACGGAGGAGCCCAGGCUUCGCAACCGCCCUGCUGCGGGCUCGGCCUAUUCAGUUCCCUCGACGAACCCCACGGGCCGACGCAAGGUGAUGCUUAUCACCCGUGGAACGCGGGGAGAUGUGCAGCCCUUCGUGGCACUGGCACGAGGCACCUUGUGCGCACCGGCAGCGCAUCACGAGCUGCAGCGGGAAAGUGGCACCGUCUGGUCUUGUACCAUGAUUGCGAUGCUGCUUGGAACAGCAGCCUUUUGUGUGGUGGUGCUGGUCACCGAGUUGUUCUGGCGGAAGUUCUGCAUGGACAACUUGAAGGAUGAAAACAUGGACCUCAACGUGCCGGAGGGGCGCAUUCGAUUUCGGCCCUGCGGUGGGGACACGGCGCAAAGGGUGAACACGGACCUCAGCCGCACGUUUCUGAGUAUUGGUCAGCAUUCUGUGGCCAUCCAAGCCUUGGUGUUCUCACGCUCAGAGGUGGAGUUCUUUGACUCCGAGGGAUGUUUCUACCACUGGGCCUGGGAGGAGAGACCAGACUUCAUCGUCUUCGGCUUCCUGCUGACCCAUGUGGCCAUGAUCAUCUCUGAGGGUGCACGGAAGACAAAAACACCGUACAUUCCUUUGUUGUCUGGUUUUAUCAACACCAAAUUCUUGGGUUCCGAAUUGCCCUACCGCUUCUACCGCAGCGGUUUCGCGGGUUUUUGGGUGUUCUGGGCACUGCUGACCUCCCUGGUUGCGGCGGAUCACGUUGAGGAACGGGGGAAAUUGAUGGUGGGGGACGGAGGUUUCCCAAGGUUGGGCACCAAGAACCUUCCCAUCGCGGCCGCAGAAGCUCCGCUGAAGCAGGGCGACCAGAUGACCAUCACCACAGAGAUCAACGGCCUGUUUGUCAGCAGCUUGUGGGCUCGCACGGAUUGUUCAGAUGAGAAGGUCUUCAUGGACUGUUGGGAGGAUUUGGGGCAGGACCUGCCAUGUGGCAAUGGGACCCACUACUUCUGUCGGGACAAGAUGAUCAACGACCCCUACCUGUGCCGUGACCAUGAGCAAGGUCCUUAUCCCCCUCAGUCCUGCACUGCGCAGUGCGUCAUCACCAAGUCCUACCAGCCUGGUUUCUUGACGAGCGUCGAGCCCAAGAGGACCCCCCAGCAGCUACGACGCGUGAAACGAUUCGGAUGCGUCACAGGGAACUGCGUCGUUGAGGCCAAAUCGCAGAGGGUUUGCUCAGAAACAUCGGUUUUGACAUCCCCAGCAACGAUGGCGGAGUUUACUUUUGGAAAUCAAGAGGACGCGUAUCGCAUCAGUCUGGCUGAGGGCUUCAACGUAAACCUGACUGUGCAAGGCGUGGCGUGCAAGGCGCGAAGCUGCAAGAUGGAUCCCUGGAAGCAGUGCCAAGCCGAGCUCGUGGACGUGGACCUCACCAACUCACAGCCAUUUUGUUGGUCGAAUUCCAAGCAGAGAACUCUAACUCCAAGGUCAGAAGGCCCAAUGAAUCGGACUUGGACUCCGGAUGAGGAGGCAGAGCUGAAGUUUCAGCAAGCGUGUCCUGAUGCCACCAGUACCCCAUGUCCGCACCAGAGGACGGCGCAGUACAAGGUGACGUUUUGUUGA